Molecule: messenger RNA, 2340 nt
Organism: Marmota flaviventris (yellow-bellied marmot)
Lineage: Eukaryota; Metazoa; Chordata; Mammalia; Rodentia; Sciuridae
Gene: Iglon5
Product: IgLON family member 5
Source: RefSeq, a predicted model, not a curated record
AUGCCCCCCCCUGCGCCCGGGGCCCGGCUCCGGCUCCUCGCCGCCGCCGCCCUGGCCGGCCUGGCCGUCAUCAGCCGAGGGCUGCUCUCCCAGAGCCUGGAGUUCAGCUCCCCUGCAGACAACUACACCGUGUGCGAAGGCGACAACGCCACCCUCAGCUGCUUCAUUGACGAGCAUGUGACCCGCGUGGCCUGGCUGAACCGCUCCAACAUCCUGUACGCUGGCAAUGACCGCUGGACCAGCGACCCGCGUGUGCGGCUGCUCAUCAACACGCCUGAAGAGUUCUCCAUCCUCAUCACCCAGGUGGGGCUCGGGGACGAGGGCCUCUACACCUGCUCCUUCCAGACCCGCCACCAGCCGUACACCACUCAGGUCUACCUCAUCGUCCACGUCCCUGCCCGCAUUGUGAACAUCUCCUCCCCUGUGACGGUAAACGAGGGAGGCAACGUAAAUCUGCUUUGCCUGGCUGUAGGGCGGCCAGAGCCCACGGUCACCUGGAGGCAGCUCCGAGACGGCUUCACUUCCGAGGGUGAGAUCUUGGAGAUUUCUGACAUCCAGCGGGGCCAGGCCGGGGAAUACGAGUGCGUGACUCACAACGGGGUUAACUCGGCGCCCGACAGCCGCCGCGUGCUGGUCACAGUCAACUAUCCCCCGACCAUUACGGACGUGACCAGCGCACGCACCGCCCUGGGCCGGGCAGCCCUUCUGCGCUGCGAAGCCAUGGCCGUGCCGCCUGCGGACUUCCAGUGGUACAAGGACGACAGACUGCUGAGCAGUGGCGCGGCCGAGGGCCUGAAGGUGCAGACGGAGCGCACCCGCUCGAUGCUUCUCUUCGCCAACGUGAGCGCCCGGCAUUACGGCAACUACACGUGCCGCGCCGCCAACCGGCUCGGAGCGUCCAGCGCCUCCAUGAGGCUCCUGCGCCCAGGAUCCCUGGAGAACUCAGCCCCGAGGCCCCCGGGGCCGCUGGCCCUGCUCUCCGCCCUGGGCUGGCUGUGGUGGAGGAUGUAGGUGCAGCCCAGGGCCUCCCCCUGCAGGGGGCCUCGGGCCAAGAGCAAGAGGAAAAGGGGGAGCCAGCGCCGUGGGUCUCGAGCGGGCAGAAGAGCUCUCAGCCACCGAGAAGGACGAGAGGAAGAGGAGGAGGAGGAGGAUCUUUAGAGAACCCAUCACUGUGAGGGAUAACGCAAAAUUAUGCAUCUUUCUACAGCCAUUCUCGCCACCCGUUCACGUUUCCAGUUGUGACCCACCCCCGCCACCCCACACCCCUCUCUUAGCUCAGGCUGUCAACGGGCUCGUGUGUGGGUGGGUGUGUGAGUGUGAGCCCGCACGUAUGUAUAGGUGUGUGUGGGGGGAGGCUGGAGGAGGGGACCAGCAGUCCUCCCCCGCUGCCACCCCGUGUCCCCUGCCCCGCCCUGCUGCCUCUCUCCUCUGGCUGGAGGUAGGUAUGUGGGUGCUUCUCUGUGAGGCUGUGAGAGAACGGCCAGGCUUUCCCACGUGUGCACGCUGCCCGCCCCUCCCCCUCGCUGUCACUAGGGCAGGUCUGGAGCUGGGCAGUUGCUCAGCCUUCGGGAAGAGGUGAGGGCUGCCUUGGCAGGUUCCUCCCUGCUGCGCCACCUGCUGCCUGUAGCCAGAGGCCCCAUCACUGGCUCAGUGGCCUGAGACCUUCCACUUGCCCUGCCCCUCCCCACCCUGGACUUUCUGGCCCCCUCCUGGGCCAUUCGGUGCUUCCAUCCAACUGUCAGGCUGGUGACAGAAGUCGCCUGUCUGCCUCAGUGCUUUGCCCCACCCCCGCCACCACUCCCCUUGGCCACCUGCAGUACCAACCAGCUCCCCCCGGCCCUGCAGCUGGCCCACAGGUGUGGGCUUCCCGGCCUCCCACUCCCUGGCCUCCACCAAAUGUACCUCCCAAAGGCUAACCUGACCGUCCUCACACACAGACACACACCCACACACCAGCGACUGUGACCAGCAAUAGCCCCCUGGCUCCAGCUGUCCUGUAGCCGGUGACCAGCUGUUGAUCCCUGGUGGGCCCCUGUUGUCAGGAAGGGAUGCUGAGGCUGUGGCCUCAGCUCUGAUUGUCAGAUACUCCACCCUGGUACACCACAACACACAGAGUUGGGGGGGGGAGGCGUCACAGACAUCCUGAGCCCAGAAAAGAUGCCAUGUCACCAGCUCCAACUCCCUGGAGACCCUCUAUAACCACCCACCCACCCACACCACACCACCCAGAGCUUGGUGGAGAAGAGGGCAGAGAGGGGCGGGGGAGCAAGGGGCAGUGACUGUACCUCAGACAGGGGCGUGGGCCCCAUCCCACAUUGUCUUCCAUUCCCAGGGUCCAGG